This is a messenger RNA of Biomphalaria glabrata, 582 nucleotides long. Its product is annotated as acetylcholinesterase collagenic tail peptide-like. The transcript has 2 exons. The coding region runs from base 1 to 582 and encodes 193 amino acids. The record is from RefSeq and is a predicted model, not a curated record. NCBI's taxonomy places the organism in Eukaryota, Metazoa, Mollusca, Gastropoda, Planorbidae.
AUGCUUAUUGGACUAAUUGGACUUAUUGGACUUAUUGGACUUAUUGGACUAAUUGGACUUAUUGGACUUAUUGGACUUAUUGGACUUAUUGGAAUUAUUGGAAUUAUUGGACUUAUUGGACUUAUUGGACUUAUUGGAAUUAUUGGAAUUAUUGGACUUAUUGGACUUAUUGGACUAAUUGGACUAAUUGGACUUAUUGGACUAAUUGGACUUAUUGGACUUAUUGGACUUAUUGGACUAAUUGGACUAAUUGGACUUAUUGGAAUUAUUGGAAUUAUUGGACUUAUUGGACUUAUUGGACUAAUUGGACUUAUUGGAGUUAUUGGACUAAUUGGACUUAUUGGACUUAUUGGACUUAUUGGACUAAUUGGACUUAUUGGACUUAUUGGACUUAUUGGACUUAUUGGACUUAUUGGACUAAUUGGACUUAUUGGACUUAUUGGACUAAUUGGACUUAUUGGACUUAUUGGACUUAUUGGAGUUAUUGGACUAAUUGGACUUAUUGGACUAAUUGGACUAAUUGGACUUAUUGAACUUAUUGGACUUAUUGGACUUAUUGGACUAAUUGGACUAAACCAGUGA